AGAGGUUAUUGGAUAUACCGCCUUUCACAACAGGUGUGGUCCUAAUAGUGUAACGCCUUCACUGGCUGCUAAUCACCAAGCUCCCCUUUCAUGCCUGCUGUGAACUUUAUAAAGCAGUGUCCUGGGCAGCGCUGCACUUCAGUACUGCAAGCUGAGAUAUAAGUAACCGAGCUUUGCAGAAAUAUCAGUAACCGAGAUUUGCAGAAUAACCAGUAAUCGAGUUCUGCAGAUUUUAUCUGACCAUUUAAUCUGUGAAGACCAGGAACCUAGCGAUGAUGCUGAUGCUUCCACUUUCCAUGGGCUGUUCUUUCCUCCUUUCAUGCAUAGUGCUUUUGAGUGGCUGCAGGGCUUUCAAGAACGACGCCACUGAAAUUCUGUAUUCCCAAGUGGAAAAGCUACUCCCGGAUAGCCCCAACAACAGCACAAUGAACAGGGCAAGGAACGGCGGAAGGCAGUAUGCAUCGCUGGAUCGUAAUGAUCGUAUUGAAGUUGGCUGUAGGGAACUUAGGUCAACAAAGUAUAUCUCAGAUGGACAAUGCACAAGUAUUAACCCAGUCAAAGAACUUGUAUGUGCUGGUGAGUGUUUGCCAGCACAGUUACUUCCAAACUGGAUUGGACAUGGUACAAAAAAGCAGUUCUGGGGUAGGAGGAACAGUCAGGAGUGGCGAUGUGUAACUGACAAAACUCGCACUCAACGCAUCCAACUGCAGUGCCAAGAUGGCACCUCAAGGACCUAUAAGAUUACAGUAGUAACCUCCUGCAAGUGCAAGAGAUACAACCGACAACACAAUGAGUCCAGCCACAACUUUGAAGACACUUCCUCUGCCAAACUCCCCGUGUAUCACAGUAAACAGAAGAAGAGAUCAGGAAACAAAGGCAAACAUAAACACAGCUGGCUGCCUGACCAACUGGAAGUGAAAAACUGAAUAUUAACUUUUGUUUGAACAUUUGACCUAGGCUGCCAAUCCUUGUACUCUAAAAGAGCAUACUAGCACACAAAGAUUUACAUAACACUUUUCUGGGGACAUUUUGCUGUUUCUCAAAAUUCCUUGGUCAGACUGCUUAAUGCGUCUAUGAUGUUAGGACUACAUGCCUGUUGGUUUAUGAGAUCUAUAGGAACAAGUGGGAAUAACAUUUAUUGGUGUAGUAUGUCAAACUGACCUUUCUGAAAGGUCAGAAUACUCUGAAAAGUUGCUAUGGGUGUUCAACAAAUUGUUCAUUCCUUUUAGACAGCCCUUUGUCUUUAAUUAUGAUGACCACUUUUUUGUAUGCAUGCAUCCAUCAAUGACAGCAUACAACUACCACCGUUAAUGUUUAAGAAUUGCAAGUAAGUCCUAAAAUAGUUCUUCGAAUGUUCAUUGAACUAUUUACUAUAUUUAUACAAGAAGUGGGUGAUUAAAUAUUUUUUCUUGAGGGAUUUCAUGCAAAAAUGCUGCAAACUUAAGAAGUCUUUUUGAGAUGCAGUUAUAAGUGUGCAGUACAGUUUUCACAUAACUUGAAGAAAUUGUAUCCUGCAAUGUGGAAUUAUAGAUUCCUAAAAAGGUGUAUGUAUAGAUGUGCAACUGUCUUCUUGGCAUAUUGCCCACAUUUAUGUCCAGAAAGCAAUUCAGACUAAACUGAUUUAUUUCAGUGUUUUAUAAUGACACCUAAAAGGUGGCAUAUUUUAGACUGCUGUAAUUCCACAAUAUUUUCAUCAGAAGCUUUUUUAAUCCUGAAGUCCAAUGACUAGGUAUAUCAAGUAUUUGUACAAAAAGUAGUAAUGCUUGUGCAUGCAGAAAUUUCUGUUUUGAUACAAAGUAACAGAAAAAUGCAUGCCAUCUGAAGAGAAACUGAUCUUUAAGCUAUUUAUUUGUCUGUGGCAAUUAUUUAAAUUAACUUUUAUGUUUGUUAAUACAGAGUUAUGUAGUUUGUAUUAUAGCUUAUUGGCAUAUAUAUUUUCCAAUUUUUUAAGUUGAAAUUAAGUGCUUAAAUUAUGUAAAUAAUGUAAAUAGAAUGUUUUAUAUCCUGACAUUCAGUAACAAACCUUUUUGUAAUUGUGAAGUUCCUGGUAUUUUGUUUAAUGUUAACCACAGCUGUAUAAAAUAGGCCUGGUGUAUUCUGAACAUGUGCAAUUCAUCAUGCAGAUGUCAGUACAUUUGCAAUCAUAGCUGUCCUAAAGAGAAGAAUAAACUUUUUAGUAUACACUAA
Messenger RNA from Protopterus annectens (West African lungfish), 2187 nucleotides. RefSeq names its product sclerostin domain containing 1 (gene SOSTDC1). Bases 273 to 926 code for a protein of 217 amino acids. Gene Ontology annotation, molecular function: BMP binding. The transcript has 2 exons. NCBI's taxonomy places the organism in Eukaryota, Metazoa, Chordata, Ceratodontiformes, Protopteridae. Gene Ontology annotation, biological process: negative regulation of Wnt signaling pathway; negative regulation of BMP signaling pathway. The record is from RefSeq and is a predicted model, not a curated record.